ACCAGGAAACCUCGCCACCCCCGCGUCAUUUUCAUACUCUACAAUUUACCUUCUCUUCUGUUAAUAUCUACAUCUAAAUCUAAAUCUACAUCUAACAUUGGAACGCCUGCAUGACUUGAUAAUCGUAUUCUCCACUUCCUAUCCAUAUUCUUUUUUUUUCAAAUAUACAUCAAUCCCGCCACACUCCUACACCCACUCCAACACAACCUCGUCAUACCUCCCAAAUCCUGGCUAUAAUUAAAGAGCUCAUCCCUUCAUCAUCUUUUCUCUCUUGCCAUCAAUUAUAAUCCCGCGCUUAUUUUACCUAAUCCAGUAUUCAAGGGCGGAAAAUAAAAAAAAAAACUAAAAAACUAAAAAUAAAAAAAACGGUCGAAAUUUGAGAGAGUGUCUAGUCAACCAGCCAACCAGUCAACCGUUCCACCCAUCCACAUUUCUAGCCUAGGGCAUCCAUACCAACCCCUGUAACUCCCCCUCACUGCACCCGUGUAUCCCCCGAUGGACCUCUUGGCCGCAUACGAGUCGUGGACAGCGGGCCUACCGGCGGCAAUGUUCGACCGUCGAGACGGUGCCAUCAACCAAGCGUUGAAGUUCACCAAUCGUCAGGUGUACGUCCAACGAGUGCUUGCCAUUUCCGCGUCCACGACCUCCAUCGUCUUCUGUCUAGCGGCGCUCUAUCUGUUUGGGGCAAUUGACCCUCGUCGAAUUGUUUUCCGCCAUCAUUUGAUUUUCUUCCUCAUCGUUUACGAUUUUAUCAAGGCUGUCAUCCUUUUACUUUACCCGGUACGGGUUCUUACCACCGACUCCGCCUACUACAACAACGAGUUCUGUCAAGUGGUUGGCUUUUUCACCGCCACCUCGGUUGAAGGGGCAGAUUUGGCCAUUUUAGCGUUUGCUGUCCAUACAUUCCUUCUUAUCUUUAAAACGUCCUUCACGGUACGUCUCACCUCUGGCCGGACCGAAGGUGGGUUAUACUUGUACCGGAAGUAUGUCUAUGUGGCCUCGGUGCUUAUCCCAUUGGUUUUGGCCAGUUUGGCGUAUGUCAAGGGUAAUGGUUACAACUCAUAUGUUUGUUGGUGUUCCCUUCCACAACGUCCUGUUUGGUAUCGAUUAGUUCUUAGUUGGUUACCUCGAUAUAUCAUCAUUGUGACCAUUUUGGUUGUAUAUGUGAUGAUUUAUUUCCAUGUGAUUCGAGAAUUUAAAACGUUGGGUGGUGUUUUCAAAACCAUGAAAAGAGGCCAAAUUGAUGAUAAACCAACGUUUUUCUCUGCCUUACGAUAUUCAAUGAGAUCUCUUUUCAAUUAUCUUAUGGUGGAAUUGGUCUUCCCCGAUAAAACCACUCAACUGGAAGGUAAUACCAGAUCUCCCCGUUCACCAUCUCCAAAUGAAAAUUCAAUUGGAAUAAAUAAAAAUGAACUUGUUAAACAACUUCUGAGACAGCUGGUUCUGAUUCAACGACAAUUUCUGGAAAAAGUAUCAAAUGAAAACAAUAGAGGAGAUCAAGAGCUUGAUGAUGAUGAUGAUGCUGUGCAUGAUCAUGGCUCUCCAACAGGUCUUGGUUCAUCUUCUUCUUCUUCAGACAAUUGUAUCAAACCAGACUUGUACGAGGAAAACUUGGCAAAUUUCCGUAAACGACAGAAAAUCAUUGAAAAGCAAAUGAAAUCCAUUUUCAUCUAUCCAUUGGCAUACAUUUUCCUUUGGCUUUUCCCCUUCAUUCUCUAUGUCACUCAGAUUAAUUAUGAACAAACCCAUGCGCCGAUCUAUUGGCUCAAUUGUAUGGGGGCGUUCAUGCAACCAUUGAAUGGAUUUGUUGAUUCAUUGGUAUUUUUCUAUCGAGAAAUCCCCACCGAAUAUACCAUUAUGAAAAACUUUGAGAAGCAACAUGGUCAUACCAUGGCCAAUCUCGUGCAUGUGAGUCAGGAUUCCGACUCCAUUGCCACCUCGGCCAUUCUCAAUAAGCAAAGUGUCAGCAUUAGUUUGGCACAAGAUUUGUCAGAAUAUUCCAAAUGGAGACAAUGGCUCCAUUGGUUGCGAUUCCCCUUGUAUGAACUCCCCUCGGAGAACAAUGUAGCCAAAAUCCAUGACAAGUAUAUGAACCAUGCCAUCCGUCUGCAGAGUUCAGGCCAUCGCUCUGGAAGUGGUGUCGCUGGAGGCACUAAUCUGAUAGUUGCGGGUUCUAAUCAUUCAAACACAAAGCAUCGUGUUCAAGAUGGAGGAGGCCCUUCUUCUGGUGGCUUACAACCAUUUGGCCACGAUUUCUCAAAUGUUUUAAGUGGGAAUGUCCCUGAAAAGGAGUAUAGAACAAAUUUGGAUCAAUUCCUGAUGAAUUUUUCUCAUCGGGUUUCCGUUACAUCCAGUGGUAGCAAACGUACUAGUCGUCUGGGAAAAACAAGACAACAAUCAAUAAUAGAUCCCAACGUAAUUGUGGAAGGUGAAGUUUACCUGAGACAACCCAGCACCUCCACGUCCGUUGCAUUAAAUACUCCAAAGAAAACCAAUCCUACUAGUGGAAGAUCUUCAGCUACCCUUACAGAUGACGAUGAUAUGGAUUUUAUGGAGUUUUUACAAAAAGGACCAGGUUAGUCCAUAAACAAAAAAAAUUAUUUAUAUUAAUGAAAGUACUUUUAGA
Molecule: messenger RNA, 2626 nt
Organism: [Candida] anglica
Lineage: Eukaryota; Fungi; Ascomycota; Pichiomycetes; Serinales; Debaryomycetaceae
Source: the annotation of a GenBank genome assembly